Messenger RNA from Orbicella faveolata, 1955 nucleotides. RefSeq names its product HEPACAM family member 2-like. The record is from RefSeq and is a predicted model, not a curated record. Lineage: Eukaryota; Metazoa; Cnidaria; Anthozoa; Scleractinia; Merulinidae.
CUAAAGGGAGCUAUGUUGGAGAAAACAAAGUUUAAAUUAUUACUGUGUGGUGUAUUUUUACUUCAGCGUCUCACUUUCUUCUUCUUUUGGCAGCUUCUCCCAAGGCCAGGCAGGAAUCAAAUAUUGAUGCCUCUUCGUCAAGACCGUCAAAGAACUAGCUGUGAUCGAUUGCCAUGCAUAGGCUGCAAAAUUAAAGUGCAGAAAUUGGAAACGCGAAGAUGCCUCCCACAAUAAUCCUCUCGGAAUAUCAUUCAGUCAAGAAAGCCUCAGGGCUUAUUUUCGGAUUUUGUGGUAGCUGGUAACAAUUUUCAAGUUGUUUUGAUAAAGUAUUUCGAAUUCUUGAUGACGUUAUUGGCACUGUGCACAUUUUAAAACUUAUGUAGUUUGCAGUUCAAUGAUUCAAGGCCAGCAAAACGAAGCCAUUGACGGACUAUUUCCUUCUUUAUGUUUUACCCAGUACAUCGAUUAGAUUUUUGCCGGAAUUUCUUUGAUAUCCGGUUUUUGUCAACAAGAGGAGACAGAAGAAUCGAAGGACGAGCUAAAAAUUGCCCGUUGCCUCUUCUUUUCAGAAAAGGCACGACACAUGAGUUGGAAGUUUGUUGAUAUGCUGCUUUCCUUAAUAAUUUUCUGCCAAUAAACAACCCGCUAAAAUACCAAAUGCACAUGCUACAUACCAGCAGCUUUGUAUUCUCCUAGGGCAUGUUGGGUUUUCGGAGAGCCAAGCGUGACAGAGUCAGGUGGUGCGAGCGGCGGUUGCAUCUUGACAGAACAGUAAAGUAGGACUGUAAGACUUUAUAUAAGAGCAAAGCUUAAGAUGCCCUCCAUACUGAGCGAAGUUCCUGUCAUAGAAAAACACCCUGAGUCAUGCACAGUUCAAUUAGGAAGAGAUUGCAAGCUUUUCUGUCACGUCAUUGGCAAGAAUCUUAAGUAUCGCUGGUACAGAAGAUCCAGAUGCUUAGAGGGAGAGACCUCAUCAGUACUCCAUAUAAGGAAGGCCGCCAUGACUGACGCCGGGCAGUAUUCUUGCAUUAUUUCAAAUGACAAGGAAUCUGUGAUCACGUGGGCAACAGUGGACGUCAUAUCAGUAAUCUCUUCUCCUAAAGUCAGAUAGCAGAACUGAAGCAAAGAUUUUUAUCUUCAAUCAUUUAAUAAAGAAACUUGAUGACUAAGAACACGCUUUUCAGAACUGAAGAGAUAUUUAGCAAAGUCUAUUGUUUAAGCUUGUGUUUGGUGAUUGAAACACUGCAUUUCCUAAUACAAUUUUGCACAUGGUGGAGUUUAUAAAGGAAGACCUAGGUUAGCUGAUCAAUUCUGUACACGGAAAUCUAAGAAUUCUCGAUGAUCAAUCGUCCAAGGAGCCGUGCUGCUUGUAAUAUUUGCACGACUACCGUAAAAGCUCUGUCGCCCUCUCCACCGCUUGACCGUUUCUUGCUGACUUAUGAUUUGAAAUAAGUCAUCCUUUUUUCCUACGUUAGGCUUGCAACCCAAAAGAGAGACAGAGAAAAAAAACACAAAUAAGCAAACAAACAAAAAAAGAAGUCUUCUCCUAGAAUUAUAUAUCCACUGCCACGAUUGUUUCUAGGAUUCUAUCACUAAUUUUAACGAUAAUUUUAUGGGCCAAACCCCAACCAAAUUGUAUAUAUUUUAUGUUUUGCUGAAAGCCUUAAAAGGCUGAAUAAAAUUGUAACAAGUGUAAUGUUGGGCAGUCGUAACAGUCCAGUUGAAAUGAAAACAAAGACUAUCAGGUUUGCAUUAUAAACUUUGCAUAACUGUAUUUGAAAACAUACUGCAACAAAGCAGAAUCAACUAUCAACUCAUAGAAAUCGAGAGUGAAUAACUUAAUUGCUGUAGACGAAGUAGUGCCAAGAGAAGAUUAAGGUGAGACUUACCUAAGGAACUAUUGGCUGAAAGUUGCCUCUUGGAAAUUUGAUGUUCUUAAAACAAAUAUUUGCCCG